This is a messenger RNA of Triplophysa dalaica, 8849 nucleotides long. It is a transcript of the gene mink1, whose product is annotated as misshapen-like kinase 1. Gene Ontology annotation, biological process: protein phosphorylation. The record is from RefSeq and is a predicted model, not a curated record. Gene Ontology annotation, molecular function: ATP binding; protein kinase activity. Lineage: Eukaryota; Metazoa; Chordata; Actinopteri; Cypriniformes; Nemacheilidae. The transcript is spliced from 32 exons. Bases 1136 to 5041 code for a protein of 1301 amino acids.
UCCAGGAAGACUGAGAAAUAUGGGAGGAGAGGGAGGGGAAGAAAACGCUUGGAAAAUAGAGAACUGUGUGAAUUCUUGCAUAGGGGGGACGUCACAGCCUGACCACGGCGAGCAGAAGUAGAAAUAGGAUCAUACCUACACCGUAAAGUUGAAUCUGAAACAUCAAAACAUAAUACACACCACCAAACGGACAAAGUUCAUGUCUAAAAGUCUCAAGAAUAAUCGCGUCGUAAUAUUUGUGCGUCGUGACCAUCGCUGGGAUAAAAGGCCCGCGCUUUGAAAACAAGGGGCUGUUUAUGGUUUCUUCCCCCUCUCUCUCUCCGACAAAUCGGCGGAGGUUUUGCGCACAACCGGGAGGCGCCGCUGACUGACGGCAGGAGAGAAUGAAAGUUUGCCAGGCGGGCGGAACAAUCGACGUGAACGCUUCUUGUUUUUGACGUCGGGAUCGCGCAAUUCAAUCUGAUACGCGUUUUAGAGACUUCUGGGCAUUCGUUAGGCGAGCAGUGAGAUCGAAAUCCAGUCAGAAAUCCUGUUUAAGGCGUGUGCGUGGGUUGCGCCGAACAUGAAGGUUGUGGCAUAUUGACGCGGACAUCACGAGCGCUGCUGUUCGGGAGAAACUUCUACCUUUCUGUCCUCGUAUUUCUGAUUAUACUGCUCGUAAAUAUAAAAAUCGAGUGUUUUUCACUGCGGUACGUUUGGUUUAGUUUACGCAGUGCUGCCAGAAUGAGUGUAGAGAGGGAGCGCGGUGUGACACAUCUGAUCGGAUCCAAGCGGCACUUCAAGCUCAUGUAAAUGUGGCUAUGAAAUCUAUAGGAUUAUAGGCUAAACCUCAAGCAUUUAACAUCUAUACACGCUCGCGAGGCUCUCGGACGUCGUCUGCGUACGUUCGUAUGAAGAACAGGACCACUUGGCCCUGAAGAACUUGUUAUUAAAAUAUUUUUAUGGGCAGAAAUCCUGCAGCUGCUUUCGCACGCUGUUGAAGUGGCGGCGGUGGGGACGAGACAAAUGUUUCUCCGGGAAGCUUGCAAGUUUUUAUCAGCCGUCCGUUGAAAUAGACAUUGUGAGAGGCAAAUCGCAAUAAAAGUACGGAGUACGUGUUUUUUAAUCGUCGCUAGCUUCAGGAACUGCUCCGAAAAUGUCCGAAAACGCACCUACGCGGAGUCUGGAUGACAUCGACCUGGCCGCCCUGCGGGACCCAGCAGGAAUCUUCGAGCUGGUGGAGGUCGUGGGCAAUGGCACCUAUGGACAGGUUUAUAAGGGUCGUCAUGUUAAGACAGGUCAGCUGGCUGCCAUAAAGGUCAUGGAUGUGACUGAAGAAGAGGAGGAGGAAAUUAAAGCAGAGAUUAACAUGCUGAAGAAAUACAGUCACCAUAGGAACAUCGCUACCUACUACGGAGCCUUCGUGAAGAAGAGUCCCCCCGGACACGACGACCAACUUUGGUUGGUGAUGGAGUUUUGCGGCGCUGGCUCCGUGACAGACUUGGUAAAGAACACAAAGGGUAACUCAUUGAAAGAAGACUGGAUUGCCUAUAUCUGCAGAGAGAUACUGAGAGGCCUGUCUCACCUCCAUGCACAUAAAGUCAUCCACAGAGACAUCAAAGGACAGAAUGUUCUGCUUACAGAGAACGCAGAGGUUAAACUUGUGGAUUUUGGGGUGAGUGCACAGCUGGAUCGGACAGUAGGCAGAAGAAACACUUUCAUCGGCACGCCGUACUGGAUGGCACCGGAGGUCAUUGCUUGCGAUGAGAAUCCAGACUCCACCUAUGAUUACAGGAGUGAUAUCUGGUCUCUGGGGAUCACUGCUAUAGAAAUGGCUGAAGGAGCUCCUCCGCUCUGCGACAUGCAUCCCAUGCGAGCCCUGUUCCUUAUCCCACGGAACCCUCCUCCUAAACUAAAGUCCAAGAAAUGGUCUAAGAAGUUUAUAGAUUUCAUCGAGGGCUGUCUGGUAAAGUCAUAUCCAAGUCGUCCAUCCACAGAACAACUACUAAAGCAUUCGUUCAUCAGAGACCAGCCCACAGAAAGGCAGGUCCGCAUCCAGCUCAAAGAUCACAUCGACCGCACUCGCAAAAAACGUGGUGAAAAGGAGGAGACCGAGUACGAGUACAGUGGUAGUGAUGAAGAGGAUGAGAACAGAGGGGACGAGAGAGAAUCCAGCUCCAUUUUAAACGUUCCGGGUGAGUCGACAUUGCGCAGGGAUUUCCUGCGGCUGCAGCAAGAGAAUAAGGAGCGCUCCGAGGCCUUAAAGAGACAGCAGGCGCAGCUCGCUGCUCAGCGCAGAGACCCCGAGGAGCACAAACGCCAGCUGCUGCACGACCGCCAGAAACGCAUAGAGGAGCAGAAAGAACAGAGGCGUCGCUUAGAGGAGCAACAGAGGAAGGAGAGAGAGAUGGUGCGGCAGCAACAGGAUAAAGCUCCUCACCGGAGACUCGAUGAUAUGAGGCGAGAGGAGGACAGGAGGAUGGCAGAGCGAGAGCAGGAGUUUAUAAGACAUAAGUUGGAGGAAGAACAGCGGCAGUUAGAGAUACUGCAGCAGCAAUUACUGCAGGAACAGGCAUUGCUGAUGGAGUACAAGCGUAAACAGCUGGAGGAGCAGAGGCAGUCAGAGAGACUUCAGAGACAGCUCCAGCAGGAGCAUGCUUACCUUGUCUCACUGCAACAACAGCAGCAACAAGACAAAAAGCCUCAGAUGUACCACUACAGCAAGAACCUGGAGAACAAUAAACCGGCCUGGGCUAGAGAAGUUGAGGAGCGCAGUAAAUUGAACAGACAGGGUUCUCCCAAAAUCUGCACUACAGUCUCAGACACCAACAUCCAAUCACGCUCUGAGUCCAUUAACCAAUCAGGAGCCGCACAGACUCCGCCCAUGCAGAGGCCUGUGGAACCACAGGGUGGACAGGGCAAGUUUCAGAUGGCCCACCUGGUGCCGUUAAAACCGUACGCCGCUCCUGUCCCUCGCUCUCAGUCUCUCUGCGAUCAGCCCACUAAGACAAUGUCCGCCUUCCCCACCCAGGAUCCCUCUCCCACACCCACACCUCGCCCACUUCACUCCAGAGAACUAGUCCGUCAAAACUCUGACCCCACCUCAGAGACCCCCGCCCCUCAAUCUCGGCCAAUGAGAGAUGACCGAGGGCCCUGGAUCCGUCUUCCAGAGAUUGAACAGCCUCCUAAAAUUCCACAGAGAACAGCCUCAAUAGCCACUGCAUUAAACACAAAUCUCUCAUCUGGUAUCAGACUCCCGGUUCGAGCAAGUAAUCCAGAUCUGAGUCGUAAUGAACGCUGGGAGAGAGGAGACAGCAUGAGUAUCAUGUCCAACCUCCCACAGACCGGCUCUCUAGAGAGACACCGUAUACUCAGUUCAUCUAAGAUGGAUUCCUCCCCCACCUUGUCCCAUGACGGUCGACACAAGCCAGGAGAAUCCCGAACCUCGUCCAGACCCAGCAGACCAGCGAGCUAUAAGAGAGCAAUAGGAGAGGAUCAUGGACUGUACUCAAAGGAGCGGGCAGAAGAACAGCCGAGGCCUCCAGUGAAGGCUAAUGACUACUCGUCCUCCUCAGAAAGCAGUGAGAGCAGUGAAGAGAGCGAGAGUGGAGAGGGAGCGGAGGAGGAAAGUCCGACUGACCGCCCUCGUGAUGCAGACUCUGACUCGGUGAACACUAUGGUGGUCCAUGAGGAGGAGGAGGGUGAAGGGGGAGAUGAAGAACGUGCUGGAGGUUACGGGGACCAAACCAUGCUUGUACAGAGGACUCCAGAAAAGCGGAGUCAUAAUGGAUACACUAACCUGCCCGAUGUGGUCCAGCCCUCCCACUCUCCCACAGACUCGGCCUCCCACUCUUCUCCUGGGAAAGACUCUAACUAUGAUUAUCAGUCCAGGGGAUUGGUGAAAGCUUCCGGAAAAUCCUCCUUUACUACCUUUGUGGACCUUGGAAUGUACCAGGCGCCAGGUGGUACUGGAGAUAACAUGUCUGUUGGAGGUCUGGGCUCUCGUUUUGAGCAGCUGAAAAUGGAGGUCAGGAAAGGAUCGAUGGUCAAUGUCAAUCCCACCAACACUCGCCCAGUUAGCGACACUCCUGAAAUCCGCAAAUACAAGAAAAGAUUCAACUCCGAGAUCCUCUGCGCUGCACUGUGGGGUGUGAAUCUGCUGGUGGGGACAGAAAACGGUCUGAAGCUGCUGGAUCGUAGUGGACAGGGUAAAGUGUAUCCACUGAUCAACUCGCGCAGAUUCCAGCAGAUGGACGUUCUGGAGGGACUGAACUUACUCAUCACUAUAUCAGGAAAGAAGAAUAAGGUGCGCGUGUAUUAUCUGGCAUGGUUGAGGAAUAAAAUCCUUCAUAAUGACCCAGAGGUGGAGAAGAAACAGGGCUGGACCACAGUAGGGGAAAUGGAGGGGUGUGUCCACUACAAAGUGGUGAAAUAUGAAAGGAUUAAGUUUUUGGUUAUCGCUCUGAAGAAUGCGGUAGAGGUGUACGCCUGGGCUCCCAAACCUUACCACAAAUUCAUGGCCUUUAAGUCUUUCGGGGACCUGCCACAUAGGCCUCUUUUGGUUGACCUCACAGUGGAAGAAGGUCAAAGGUUAAAGGUCAUUUAUGGGUCAAGUGCUGGCUUCCACGCCAUUGAUGUCGACUCUGGAAACAACUAUGACAUCUACAUUCCUGUGCAUAUCCAGUCACAGGUGACUUCUCACGCAAUCGUAUUCCUGCCUAAUUCAGACGGGAUGGAGAUGCUGUUGUGUUACGAGGACGAGGGCGUUUACGUCAACACGUAUGGCCGCAUCAUUAAAGAUGUGGUGCUGCAGUGGGGAGAAAUGCCCACAUCUGUGGCUCAUAUCUGCUCUAAUCAGAUUAUGGGCUGGGGAGAGAAAGCCAUCGAGAUCCGCUCGGUUGAGACGGGACACCUGGACGGAGUUUUCAUGCACAAGAGAGCUCAAAGGCUUAAGUUCCUGUGUGAAAGAAACGACAAGGUGUUUUUUGCAUCCAUCCGUUCUGGUGGCAGCAGUCAAGUCUACUUCAUGACCCUCAACAGAAACUGCAUUAUGAACUGGUGAACGUAGAUCCUGCUGUGCGCGCACAUAGGAACACUAAAGAGAUUCCAACACGCAACCAUUUCUUACACGCACACUCUGAAAAUACAAACACGCAAACCCGCACAAGACUACAGACCAACACACACAGUUACUCGUUCCACAUCUUCCAGAAGACACUCCUUCAUUCUCCUGUGAUUUCUGAGCCAACUGCACAAAGUGUGCGUGCGUGCAUCUGUGAGCACGCUGCUAACCUCUGGCAGAGCAAUGUUGUGUACAGCUACAGUAAUUCAUUUACACGGUUAGCUUUCAGCUCUCUGUAACAUCAUUCCUCUCCCAUUCUAUUUCUGACGUUUUUAGGACCCGACGAGAAGACUAAUUGUACAUUAUUACCGGAAAUGUGUGUAAACUAAGAGAAUCACAAAACUGUUGCGCGUGUUCUGACAUAGCAGCAACGUGUGUUUGUGAAACUUUAUAAGCUACGACGAGCAGCAGAAACAACUGGUGGUUUAAGGUGAUACUGCGACAUCUGUAAUUUUCCAUUUCCUCUGUAUAGUGUAGUAGCUGUUUGUUAUCGGUUACAAUUACAGUUUUGGAUAAAAGUGAUGUUUUCUUUUCAAUUAGUAGAUUAGAAUGUGAUUUCAAAUUCAAUAUGUUUCGUUUUCCUUCUGAGAGAGGGAAAGGGAAGGGUUUCUUGACGUAUAAACAAUAAUUUGUCGCCGUUAAAAAUGUUUAAACCGUCCGAAGGUGGCGGCUUAGCGUGCGUUUCGCUUUUCCACUAGUCUGCUGGUAAAACCAAGUCACGGUUUCGCUUUUCAAAGCACUUUUUUUCUUUCAGUGUGGAAAGUAUCAUCAUAUUACAGUUUGAUAUUCUCUGUACGUAAACGUAUUUGGUAUAUGACACCUACUUUUAUUAUCUGCUGUUCUAUAGCUGUUCUAUUGCAAUACGUGCUGUGUGCUCGUUCUCGUACGAAGUUUUACGAAGGAGUCCCUCUUCGGUUAUUCUGAUUCUAGGAGCAGAAAGAUACGUUUCUCUGGAUAUGAUUGAUUUUGGCAGCAUAAAUGUAUAGAUCAGUUGACACGAUGUAAAUUGUACAUAGCGGCCACGAUCGUAUUUAGAUCUUGUUUGUAUUCACUAGGCACAUGUUUUUUUUUAGGAGUGAAAUCACUUCAUUAUACGAUGUUAGCGUUUUUUUCCUCGCACUUAUUUCUGGUCUUGUGUUUAUGCUGUCAAAAUUGCUUGAUGUUGUAAAUGUCGUUUUUUUAUUAGGCAGGUUUGCGGUUCUGGAUUGUAUCAGGGAUGUGCAUUCAAUCAGACUUUUUCUGCAAGAAACUUUUGGACCCCGACAUAUUUUAGAUGACUUGGGCAUGAAUCUGAGCAAGAAUAUCAUUUGUUCUCCGACUGUGUGUGUCAAGAGAAGCGUGUGUGCACAAGUGUGUGUGUAUCAAUGGGAAAUAUUGAUCAGUAACAUACAGGAGGAUCAGUAUCAAGCAAUAGUUUAGGGAUUAGUGAUGGGUUUAUGCCUUGUUACACGUUAUUUUCGAGCUUUUCACUCAUUUCCAUGCGGAUAAUCGACAGCAUAUUGCCUGCACACUGGUCUAAUAUAACGUCUUCAGAAUAAGGUCUUUAUUUUGUCCCAGCUUUUAAAAGAUAGUAUUAUAGAUAUUCCGAAAACGCUGCCUUUUACAAAGCCGAUAUGAGCUUGUAAUUACAAACAUAACUUCAUGAUGCACUUUGGUCCUUCUUGAAUAUUUUUCUAGUUAAGAAUUAAAAAAUUGUACAGUACCGUGUGGGAGUACAAUCAUGAUCAGUGAUCAAAUAAGCCCCUCCCCCUUUCUGCUGCCACAAAGUGACACUUGUCUAGACAAGUAGUGAUGACGCAGUCAGUCAUUAAAAACGAACUCGUGAGCAAAACACAUCAGACAAAAAAAUUAUAAAUAAAGUUGCAUUUAAGUAAGAAUCAGGAAAAAAAAUCUAGAUGUCUUAUCUAGAUUCUGCUGUGCCAUUAUGACAAAUUCUCCCUCUUCAAAUCUUUUCGUUCCUCUUUACUUUCGCUAUAGGAUUUGUAUGUAAAUCAAACUGCCAUGUUUACUGAAAUACCAGUGCCUUGGAUUGGGUAUAUUUGCUAGAUCGUGUGUACGUGAACGAUGAGCAAGUGAUUGUUUCAAUAAGAAUAGAUGUUCAGGGAAGUUACCGAGAUUUUAAAAGAAAGCUAGUCCGUCGUUCAUUUAGGGGUCUCGUGCCAACGAAGUGCACUUAAACUGACAAUAGCCAGAGCACCAAGACAGGCUCCUCUCUUGCCCCGUUUUAGCACAAAGCCAUAAAGAGUUUCUACGAAUGAUUUAGACAUCAAGAUUACAGCAACAGCUGCCCGUUUAUUUAACGACUAAAAAUAGCCCAACAGGUAAAUGAAAGAAGCUCUUCGUUCUUGAGUGGAUGACCGAUGUGAAGCUUCCAGUUGGCUGUAUAAUUUCGCCAAAGAGGGAAAGCCUCAGGUUGUCAUGCAGGAGGUUCAGGAAAGGUUCGGGUUGUCAUGGCAAGGACCGUGAUUUAACAGUCUCCGGCAUUCCAAAGAGCUCUUGGAAUCUGGUGAGAUUUUUGAUGUUUAUGGUUUUUAUAUCAGAAUUAUGAUCAAAUAUACUAGAGAGGAUAUAUAGUUUAUAGCAUCAUAUUAUAUGGAAGAGUUUAUAGAAGCAGGAGAGAAUGGGAAAAACACAGUAAAUAAUAUUUAACCCAACAAUUGUUUUUUGUUGUUGUACCAAAAUAUAUUUGUGAGAUUACAUACAGAAGAAUUGAAUAAACACAAUGCUAUAAAUAGAACUCAAUAACUGACUGCGUUUAUGUAUAUCAUAACAUGCUUCUUUUUGAAUAUUAAUCCUAACACAACGCUUCUUGUCGUUUCGAAGUCAACGCUGUACAUACGCUGUACAUUCAGACUCAUCUCCCUCCCCUCUCUUUCCCUGCGAGCGUUAUAAAAGAGCGUGUCGUGUGGGUGUGCGAAUGUGCAUGUGUGAAUAGGAGAGCUAUUUUUGGUGUGAGUUUGUGCCGUUCAUUAUUCCCUCCGAGGAAAGAGAGCGGGGGAGAAAGAAAAGACCAGUUAAAAGCUAUUGUGGACCAGUAUGGCCAAACGUACACACGAAUUAUCACAGGAUUCAAGCCACAGAUGUGACUCAUGUCAGAUUUGUAAAGGCACCAAUGACCAAAUGUAAUAUUUAGACUUUCUCCUGAUCUCCCAGUAUUUAAAGGAGCUUGUGUUUCACAAAUGGUCAUGAAAUCCACCUGCUUGUUAAUAUUCAUUAAUAGGAGCAUUUUAAAACGCUAGACCAGGUCACGUAGCGGGUUUAAGAGAAGUGGAGCUGUCUGGUUUCGCAAGGCCUUUAUCUGCUGUGUUUGAGGUAUUUAUCUACUCGACAUGCUAUUAGCACUAUGCUAACAUGUGUCAUUUCUCUAGCUGUUCUCUAGUAACACGAAGUUAAUCCCUUAGCUGGUUUUGUAAAAUAUUUACUACUACAAAGAAUAAAAAACUCCAUUAUUUUGUUUUCAUUCUUUGGUUUAACAGCAGUAGCCAGGAGAGGUUAAAGGUCGAUUUGGAGGUCUUGAUAAAGUUGAUCCUCUGUGAUGGGUUCAUUAUCGCUCUGUUGUUAUACUUUUCAGAAGUUGUUUGUUUGAGAAGUGCUAGAUGUUUCAGACUUAUUUUUAGUGUUUAUGUUAAGGAGAGGGAAUGCUUCAGAUGAUUUAAUGAUCAGUCUCAACGACUGAAUGCAUUCACACGUCUGUAAUGUCUGAAUACAACAUUAUUUGACUAUUAAAAUAACUUGAUCUCUGUUCAAA